Salvia miltiorrhiza (redroot sage) is the source of this 1878-nucleotide messenger RNA. Its product is annotated as gamma-cadinene synthase-like. The record is from RefSeq and is a predicted model, not a curated record. Gene Ontology annotation, biological process: diterpenoid biosynthetic process. Lineage: Eukaryota; Viridiplantae; Streptophyta; Magnoliopsida; Lamiales; Lamiaceae. Gene Ontology annotation, molecular function: terpene synthase activity; magnesium ion binding.
UUGUGGUCCAACAUAUUUAAUGCCCAACUGUCACACCAAGUCUAUAAAUUGUUGAAAGCUUUCUUGCCACAAUUCACAACUUAAUCAAGCAUAAAAAGUUAAUCACAUAAAUAGAACUAAGUUUAUUGUUUUAUUGUUUUGAGCGAUGGAAAUGGUUUCUGCCAACUUUCGUCCACUCACCACCGCUUUCACCCCUAGCUUGUGGGCUGAUGUUUUCAAUACAUUUUCUUUCGAUGACCAGUUGCAGAAUAAGUAUGGUGAAAAUAUUGAAGCACUGAAGAAAGAUGUACAAAAUAUGCUAAUGGCUGCAACUUCUUCUAAACUGAUUGUAUUAGUCGAUAAACUUGAGCGUUUGGGAUUGGCUUAUCAUUUUGAAACCGAAAUUGAAGAGAAGCUCCAACAGAUUCAUAAUUCUGGGAAUAAUGAAGACUACGAUUUGUUGACUACUGCACUUGGAUUUCGUUUUUUGCUCAGACAACAUCAAUAUCAUGUAUCUUGCAAUGUUUUUGAGAAAUUUGUUGAAGAAGACAAGAAAUUGAAAGAAAGCCUUUGUAACGAUGUUGAGGGGUUGUUAAGCUUUUAUGAAGCAGCUCAGGUGAGGAUUCAUGGCGAAAAUAUUUUAGAUGAAGCAAUGGAAUUUACAGUUGAGCACUUGAAUCGUAUGGUACCAGAAUUAAAGUCUCCCACUAAAGAGAAAGUGCAGCAAGCUCUUCAACUCUCCAUUCAUAGGGGUGUUCCCAUCUUGACCGUCCGUUUUUACAUUUCUAUUUAUGAAUCAACGGAUGAUGAUCAGCUGCUUGUGAAACUAGCUAAAUUCAACUUCAACUUCUUGCAGAAUAUGUAUAAGAAAGAACUCUCCGAACUUUCAAGGUGGUGGAACAAAUUCGAGCUUAAGUCGAAAUUGCCAUUUGUAAGAGAUCGAGUAGUAGAGUGCUAUCUUUUGGGAACAACAUAUGGUUUUGAGCCUCAAUACGCUUAUGUUCGACGAGAUGUUGCCAAAAGUGUACUAAUGGUUACAGUUAUGGAUGAUAUGUAUGACAAUUAUGCUACACUUGAAGAAGCUCAACUUUUUACUCAUAUUUUGGACAGGUGGGAUAUGGAGGAGAUAGAUGUGCUCCCUGAAUACAUGCAAAUUGCAUAUAGAUUUAUUAUGACCAUCUUCCAGGAAUACCAACAUGAAGCAGCAAAACAAGAUAAAUUAUUUGCGGUUCCUUGUUUCAAAGAAACGGCGAAACAACUUGGUAUAGCUUACAACCAAGAGCUGAAAUGGGUUAUGGAAAGGGAAAUGCCUUGUUAUGAAGAAUAUAUGAAGAAUUCAGUGAUUACAAGUGGUAUUUAUGUGAUAUCCACAGCUCUUGUCCCCACCUCGAAAUAUUUUAAUGAAGAAGCAAUUCAAUGGCUGCUCAGUGCACCCAAAAUCGUAACUUCCACUGCUAAGUUAGGAAGGCAAUUGCAGGACUUGGCCAGCCAUGAACGCGAGAACAAGAAGGGAGAAUUACUGACAGUGGUGGAUUGCUACAUGAAAGAUAAAAACACAUCAAAGAAAGAGGCACUUUCCAAAUUUGUGGAAUUGAUUGAGAAUGGAUGGAAGGAUGUGAACACAGAAUUGGUAAAGGUAAAUUGUGUGGCCAAAAAAGUAGUGGAGAAAGUUGUAAGGUUUGGUAGGACAUCAGAGGUGCUUUACAAGAACAAAGUGGAUGGCUUUACCAAUCCGGAAACGCAGUUGACAUCAUACAUUGUUGCUCUGUACGUGGAUCCUCUACUCAUUUGAUUUUCGUUUGUUUUGUUCCAAUGUUUAGCUACUUGUUUUUCUUGUGAAAUUCUGUUCAAAUGGGGAAUUUCACUUGAAAGCUUUCAAUCAGGCUGGUUGGCCAUGUU